GGCACCCUCUGGCCGUCUCUGCCGCGGCUACGGCCUGGGCGGACGGUGCGCCUUGCGCAGGCGCGAAGCCUAGACCUCGCUGCAGCACCCCCAUCGCCUCCGGGAGUCGCACCCAGGGAGUUCGCCUGCUGGCGCGUCAGUGCUCUCCCCCUCGUCUGCCCUCCCCGGUCCCCCCAGCACCCUACGCACCCCGAUGGCGGAGUUGCGGCCUAGCGGCGCCCCCGGCCCCACCGCGCCCCCGGCCCCUGGCCCAACAGCCCCUCCGGCCUUCGCCUCGCUCUUCCCCCCGGGACUGCACGCCAUCUACGGAGAGUGCCGCCGCCUUUACCCAGACCAGCCGAACCCGCUCCAGGUUACCGCUAUCGUCAAGUACUGGUUGGGUGGCCCAGACCCCUUGGACUACGUUAGCAUGUACAGGAAUGUGGGGAGCCCUUCAGCCAACAUCCCCGAGCACUGGCACUACAUCAGCUUUGGCCUGAGUGAUCUCUAUGGCGACAACAGAGUCCAUGAAUUCACAGGAACAGAUGGACCUAGUGGUUUUGGCUUUGAGUUGACAUUUCGUCUGAAGAGAGAAACAGGGGAGUCUGCGCCCCCAACAUGGCCAGCAGAACUAAUGCAAGGCUUGGCCAGAUAUGUGUUCCAGUCAGAGAACACCUUCUGCAGCGGGGACCACGUGUCUUGGCAUAGCCCUUUGGAUAACAGCGAGUCGAGAAUUCAGCACAUGUUGCUGACAGAGGACCCGCAGAUGCAACCCGUGCAGACACCCUUUGGGGUGGUUACCUUCCUCCAGAUUGUUGGCGUCUGCACCGAGGAGCUCCACGCAGCCCAGCAGUGGAAUGGGCAGGGCAUCCUGGAGCUGCUGCGGACGGUACCCAUCGCUGGCGGCCCCUGGCUGAUAACUGACAUGAGGAGGGGAGAGACCAUAUUUGAGAUCGAUCCACACCUGCAAGCCCCUGAUUCAGUCUCAGAAAUGGAAAAGAAUCUCCAUCCAGAAUUCUUGGCCAAACAAGUCAGCAAUGCAGCAAGGGGAAGUCCGGCCCUUCUGCUCUCUGGGGACUCUUCCCUGUGUGACCACACCCUCUGCUGUUGGAAGAGAAAACUGCAGGUAUGGAGUCGGAGAAAUUGGGCUGAGUCCCCGCCUCUCCCGCCUGUGGCCGGCUUCCACCCUGGCCUCUGGAGCAGCGACGGGGUGAUCAGUGAGGAGAGGAAGGACUGUGCCUUUCCUCAGGAGGGUGGUUCCUGGCUCUGCCACAUCAGCUCCACGGGCCAGCACAGGGUGGGCAGAGUCGGAGCUCUGAAGCGGCAGGAGAGAGUUGACAAAGGCAUUGAGACGGACGGGUCCAACCUGAGCGGUGUCAGCGCCAAGUGUGCCUGGGAUGACCUGAGCCGGCCCCCCGAGGACGACGAGGACAGCCGGAGCAUUUGCAUCGGCACUCAGCCCCGGCGGCUCUCUGGCAAAGACACGGAGCAGAUCCGGGAGACCUUGAGGAGAGGACUUGAGAUCAACAGCAAACCCGUCCUUCCGCCAAUCAACCCCCAGCGGCAGAACGGCCUCACCCACGACCGGGCCCCGAGCCGCAAAGACAGCCUGGAAAGUGACAGCUCCACGGCCAUUAUUCCCCAUGAGCUGAUCCGCACGCGGCAGCUCGAGAGCGUACAUCUGAAAUUCAACCAGGAGUCAGGAGCCCUCAUUCCUCUCUGCCUAAGGGGCAGGCUCCUGCACGGACGGCACUUUACAUAUAAAAGUAUCACAGGUGACAUGGCCAUCACCUUUGUCUCCACGGGAGUAGAAGGCGCCUUUGCCACCGAAGAGCACCCUUAUGCAGCUCAUGGACCCUGGUUACAAAUUCUGUUGACUGAAGAGUUUGUAGAGAAAAUGUUGGAGGACUUGGAAGAUUUGACUUCUCCAGAGGAAUUCAAACUUCCCAAAGAGUACAGCUGGCCCGAAAAGAAGCUCAAAGUCUCCAUCCUACCCGACGUGGUCUUUGACAGUCCGCUGCACUAGCCUGGGCUGGGCCCUGCAGGGGCCAAGGGAGAGCCCAGCUGCUCCCCGGUGACUCCAGUGUAACAACUGCGUAAAUGAGACUCCCACAAAUAAAAGGACAAGUGUGAGGAUGACCACGCAGCCACUGCGCCCGUAGCCCGCUGGGAUGCCACGCACAGGCCGCAGGCCCCCCCUCACCUGCAGCUCGGGGGCCUCCCCCCGCUGCCGGCCAAGCCAUGUGACCAGGCCCUGGCCCCAGUGGGCCACAGUUGGGCAAAUGCCAACCUUCCCCUCCUGCCACUGCCACAGGUUCCGUUUUGAGAUUUGCCUCCGGACCUCUGAUGUGCUCCUAGGUGGAGACAGGCCUCGUUCUCACCUACCCUCUGCCACACAGCCCAGCAGGAGGGAGGCGGAGUGGCCGCCUGUACGGCCCAGCUCAACUCUGGGGAGGCUUUGUUAGUCAAGCUCCUCUGGCCGUGGAACGAUUCCUUCGAUCGUGUUUGGUUUUCUUCCUCCUUAUUUUAUUUUGUAGAAACCGGAUGGUAUUUUAUUGCUCCUCAAAGAUGUCCAGAAGCCAUCUAUAUAAUGUUUUUUAAACAGAACUUUAUUUCCAGAUGAACUUUCUCAUUCUCUCAGACAAGGGCCUGGGGCCGUCUCCCCCUGAGCUGCCACCAGAGAAGGUGCCAGUGUUCGCCUGCCAGUCCGGGGCCCUGAAGGAGCCAGCUUCGCAGAGAGGCUUUUCUUCCCAGCUGGGCCUGGUGGAGCCGAGGCACUCCCCCAUGCAGCCUUGAGCCCAGUUUAGCUGGGGCCAGGAAGGGCUGCUGCUGGUUCCCAGCUGGACUGGGUCCCCACAAAGUUCAAGGAUCAUCAGGAUCUCCGAGACUUGGUGACUGCAGCCUCACCUUCCAGGCGUUUUCCUCCCAACCAGGCGUGCCUGAGAGAGGGCGAAGCCCAGCGCUUCACAGACCAUCCCCACCUGCCACUCAGGGCCUGGGUCUCCAGCUCUCUGCCACUCCCAUCCCAUUUCCUCAUCCCCCGGGCCUCCCAACCUCCAGGCUGCAGGACUCUGGCUUAUUAAAAACAGAAAAAUCAACCUCUCAACAUGUCUUUCACUUUGGUUUUGCAAACGCUGCACUCUCCCGUGCUCCCGUCCUCCCUGCAUCCAUUCAUUUCUCAUCCUUCAUUCUCUACCCCUUGUCCUGUCUCCUUUCCUGCAUCCUGGCCUCUCGCGGUCCUUGGUCCCUCACCCCAGUAUUGCAGAUCUCAUGGUCUUCCUAUCUCAUAGCCAACCUAUCUCUGGCCCGUGGUUUUGGGGUUCUUCUUGGGUUGUCUCCCACUUUUGACCUGGAAUCAGCAAGCCCCUUUCGUGCCCUCUUACCCCCAACUCCAGGGACGGCUAUUCCGAGAUCACCCUUCAGGCCUUUCCAAAGCAAAGUCCUUUUGUCUGUCACAGACCACACAGGCCCAUGCCCUGUCCCUGUCUGCGGCCGCCACACACACAGGCACCACCGAGAGUGCCAGGGAGGUCCACGGGGUGCAGGACGCCUCUGAUGAGCAAUCUAGCCAAAGAGCUGCCUCCAGGGGCCGUGAGGGUAGUGGCCAGGCUGUUGGACUUCCGAGGGGCCCCUCGGGUCUGGUUCCUUCUCUGCAUACACCAGCAGGGCUGCCUGGUUAACCCCAUCAAACUCAGCGCUUCACGGCGGAUCGGCCUGGCACUUGGGAGAGACGCCGCCCCCAACACACAAGCGCCGAAGAUGGAAGCCCCUCUGGACCUGAUGUUGGCAGCAGCUGUGCCUUCUGUUCUGAGGACUUUUCCAGAAGGACGUUUCCUGGCCUUCACCCACCACAGCAUCCCUGCCUUUAAAGCUCUUGUCUUCAGACAUUUCAUGGCCAAAGAGGUGCCAUCGGCUUGCCUCCCUGCUUGCCAUCCUGACCUGCCUCUCCACAGAUUCUUUCUUUCUGGGGACCUGCCUCUACCUGCCUGGUUUGGCUUGGGGGGAGGGGGUAUUUUCUGAGCUAGGUUUUGUUGUCAGUGUGGGAGGCAGAAGGGAAGCAGGGGAGCUCUGAGACGAUGGGCCUGUGAAGCCUGUGGCCCCUUCCUGCCCCGUCAGUGUGGGGAACCUCCACAGUUCGGCCAGAACCAGCCUCCUUCUCCUUUCCCUACAGUGCAUGGGCUCUGGGGGAGUGGUGGAACAUUCGCCAUCUCUGCCCAGACCUCCUUUCCCUUAGGCGGUGGUGCCUUCCAGAGGUUUCUCAGCAAGGGGGCCCUCCACUGAGCUUCUGGCUGGUGAGAGGGGACCCUCCCUGGGGACGAAGCGAGGCUGACCAUGGGGCAUGCCCAGCACAGCACUUGGCAUAUGAUGGGCGCUCACUAGAUGGACCCCUUCUUUCUCUCCCUGUAGCUCUUUGGGAGCCCUGACCUCAUAGUAAGUUGGGGAGGUAAGAAGCCUCCCUCCCUAAAUCUGCCUCUUCCACAGGCUUCCUCGAAACUUGCCCCAUCCUACCCCAUCCCUCCAGGUCCCCGUGGCUGAAGCUUCUGAGAAGAAGGGGCUCCCCCAUGCUGUUUGCCAGCUACACGAGGCAGACGCCCACGGCUCCUCAGGUGCAGUGUGGGCUGCAGGAGGACCACAGACCCAGCUGCCAUUCUGUGGGGCUGGAGAGGCUCAUGCAAGGUCUCAGGUCUGGCUGAGGAGCUGGUGCCUCUUCCUGCCCUUCUCUUCCCAAGGUGAGGCUUCAGGGCAGGGGCUGGGAAGCCUUGGGGAGAGUCUAAAGGGCUAGCAUGUUUUAAAAAAUAAACACAGGGUCUUGAGACUGGGUUUUGAGUUGAGAGCAGGGGAAAAACCUGAAGGUCGGCCCCUAUGGGGCAGACCAGGAGAGAAUUCCCUUGACUGUAUUUUUUUAUCUGGUUGUCUUUCCUCUCUGGCUUCUAGGUCCCUGUGCCAGGUGAGGUACCUGGGUCCCUGUUGUAAGUCAGGAGCCCUGUAGAAAGAGCCCUCCUUUUGUACAAGUACCUGAAUGCUGCAAUGAGCAGACUUUUGUAAAAUUUUAUAUUAGUUUCUAAUGUCAAUGGUGACGCGGUUCCUGGGGGCUGCAGCCAGCCUGGGACUUUUGUAAGAAUUUUUGGGUGACUCACUUAGAUGUCGUUUCCUUCUUGCCCCCUCUUCCUCUGUGUAAUCUAAGUGCAUUAAACGUAUUUGCAGAAGUG
Messenger RNA from Balaenoptera ricei (Rice's whale), 5189 nucleotides. RefSeq names its product SUFU negative regulator of hedgehog signaling (gene SUFU). The transcript has 13 exons. Bases 194 to 2005 code for a protein of 603 amino acids. The record is from RefSeq and is a predicted model, not a curated record. Lineage: Eukaryota; Metazoa; Chordata; Mammalia; Artiodactyla; Balaenopteridae. Gene Ontology annotation, cellular component: nucleus; cytoplasm. Gene Ontology annotation, molecular function: transcription factor binding.